This is a messenger RNA of Monodelphis domestica (gray short-tailed opossum), 2103 nucleotides long. RefSeq names its product adenosine kinase (gene ADK). Gene Ontology annotation, biological process: purine ribonucleoside salvage; purine nucleobase metabolic process. Gene Ontology annotation, cellular component: cytosol; nucleus. Gene Ontology annotation, molecular function: adenosine kinase activity. Lineage: Eukaryota; Metazoa; Chordata; Mammalia; Didelphimorphia; Didelphidae. The record is from RefSeq and is a predicted model, not a curated record.
GGGGUAAGUUCUUGCCAGCUUCUAAGAUGGCUACCGCGCGCGCUAGCCACCAGGUCGCCCGCGGGCGGCAGCACGAGGUUAUUUCGGCGGCGAGCCUGGCUCUCUGGCUCUGGGGAGCUGGGUAGUUGCCUAGUCCCUUCCCCCGCUUCCCCUCCCUGACAGCCGCGACCCGCCCCCUGCGGCCUCAGCCAAUGAACGCGCGGGGCCGGGCUCCGGGAGGGCUGCCUGGGUGGCGGGCGGGCGGGUGCGAGCGAGUGAUAGCGCUUGUCUGUGUGUGUGAGCGCGUCGGCGGGCUGGGGAGGAACGGCAGCAGAGAGUGCUUGAGGACGCGGCAGCGCCUGGGGGGAGCGGCGGACCAGCCGCGGUGGGGCGCUGCGGCGCUCGAGGACGCGGGCAGCCAUGCUGUCCAUCAGGGAAAAUAUUCUUUUUGGAAUGGGAAAUCCUCUUCUUGACAUUUCUGCAGUUGUGGACAAGAAUUUCCUUGAUAAGUAUGGUCUGAAACCCAAUGACCAAAUUUUGGCAGAGGAGAAACACAAAGAAUUGUUUGAAGAACUUGUGAAAAAGUUCGACGUGGAAUAUCAUGCUGGUGGUUCUACGCAGAAUUCUAUUAAAGUGGCCCAGUGGAUGAUUCAAAAACCAUUCAAAGCAGCAACAUUCUUUGGCUGCAUUGGUAUGGAUAAAUUUGGCGAGAUCCUGAAGAAGAAAGCUGCAGAAGCGCACGUGGACGCACAUUACUAUGAACAGAGUGAGCAGCCCACAGGAACUUGUGCCGCCUGCAUCACCAGUGAUAAUAGGUCCCUUGUUGCCAAUCUUGCUGCUGCCAAUUGUUAUAAAAAGGAAAAACAUCUUGACUUGGAAAAAAACUGGAAGUUGGUAGAGAAGGCCAAAGUUUAUUAUAUAGCAGGCUUUUUUCUUACAGUUUCACCUGAAUCUAUAUUGAAAAUUGCUCGCCAAGCUUCUGAAAGUAAUAAGAUCUUCACUUUGAAUCUUUCUGCACCAUUUAUUAGCCAGUUGUUCAAGGAACCCAUGAUGAAGGUUAUGCCUUACGUUGACAUCCUUUUUGGAAAUGAAACUGAAGCCAUCACUUUUGCUAGAGAGCAAGGCUUCGAGACUGAAGAAAUUAAAGAAAUAGCACGGAAGGCACAAGCCCUGCCAAAGGUGAACUUGAAAAGGCAGCGAACUGUAAUCUUCACCCAAGGGAAAAAUGACACAAUAAUGGCUACAGAGAAUGAAGUCUGUGUUUUCCCUGUCUUGGAUCAAAAUCAGAGUGAAAUCGUUGACACCAAUGGAGCUGGAGAUGCCUUUGUUGGAGGUUUUCUGUCCCAGCUGGUUGCUGACCAGCCCUUGACUGAAUGCAUCCGUGCAGGCCACUACGCUGCCAGCAUCAUAAUUAAACGCUCUGGCUGUACCUUCCCAGAGAAGCCAGACUUCCAUUGAUGAGCAAGAGGAAGCACAGCCUAGUGGGAACCCAGGACCCAGAUUGAUUGGUUCCUGCUCAUCUCCUGCAUCAUGGCUUCCACAGUCAUGUUAUUACAAAAAAACCUUUUCCUACUACAAUGAAAUAUAUUCUUAAUUUAGGGGGUACGAUGCUAAGUAGAAGCUUUAUUCUCUCAUCAACUUGAAAAAUGGUAUUAUUUACAUAAUUUGGUAGUCUCAUUUAAAUGUCAGUUAUUUAAACAGUGUUAUAACAUUUCAUCUUAUUCACUUUCAAUUACUUUGUAAAUUCAUGUGCGUCUAGGAAACUGACUAAUUUUUUAAAUUUCUGCUUUGAACAAAGACAGUUUCAUAAUUUCAUAGAUAUAAAAUUUAUUAAUUCUAACAUCAAUUUAAGCUUUUUAUAUGGGUAUAUUUAAUUUAGGAGCAUAUAUAUAUGUAUAUAUGCAAAGCAUAUAUAUUUAAAAUUAAGGUACAGAAAUAUUUAUGCUAAGCAUCUUACCAAGAUAUGCCAAAUAGUCUCUUAAGUGCACACUUCAAAUAUAUAAUGAAUUUUGGGUAAUUUAACAAUUUGCCAAAUUUUAGAUUAAAAUAUUCAAAUCAUAACCUGACACUUCCUGAUGGUACUGUGUAAUUUGAUACUGAUUAAUAAACCUUGUCAAAUCUGAA